AUGUGGCAGUUUUCAUCGCCAUGGGUCGGCAUAGUCAUUCCCUCGCUUCUAAUCCUGGGCAUAGGGUUAGGCUCCCUCUUCUUUAUCUUUAGACAUCAUAUGUCUCCUGAGAGCCAGCUAGGCUACUUAGGUCUUAUGAUACUUGUGGGCAUUUCGUACUUGUUUGCUAUUCUUACUCCUCCUGGCCUGCCUCCCAAGAACUAUAAACCACAGAAGAACCAGUGGAAAGUGUGGUGCAACAAGUGCAACUUGUACAAGCCUCCUAGAACCCAUCAUUGCAAGCAGUGCAAGACUUGUGUGUUGGCAAUGGAUCACCAUUGUCCAUGGACAAACAAUUGUGUUGGGCAUGGCAACUUGCCCCACUUUAUGAGGUUUUUGAUUAUGGUGCUUGUGGGUACGGGCUACACGUUAUAUGAGCUCUCCUUGAGAGCGUAUGAGUUCUACGAGGACCGUGAUUUGCCUGCGUACUUGAUUGAUAGAUCAGAGCUUGCUGCGGUGAUUGUGCUUCUUUUGGUAGACGGAUUCGUCUUCUUUGCCAUAGUUGUGCUCUUCCUUCGUUGCAUCAUCAACAUCUCUAGUGGUAAAACUCAGAUUGAGGUGUGGGAAAUGGAACGCAUCGAGGGCCAAUUUCACACUGAAAGACUCUGGUACCAAAUCAGAAAGAAUUACAAAACAAUCCAUGGCUCUGAGCUUCCUAAGCUUACUUCCUGGAACGUGGGUGCUCGAUAUUACCAGGGAGACCCAUUGGAGGAUAUUCAAGAGGAGAACAUACCCAUGGAAAACCUCAAUUCCGAUGAGAAUGAUGACCAGCCUCCUUCGCUUAUUCCUGACAACUUCACGCCCGACGACAUUAUAUUCCCUUACGAUCUAGGCUUCUUCUCCAACUUUGUCACUGCGCUUGGGUACCCUUGGAAUUUCAUUUUAUUUUGGGGCAAAGCCCCAGGCAAUGGUUACGAAUUCAAGACCAACGAUGAUGAUGACCAGUUGAACCUUCCAUGGCCUCCUGAUGGUGGACAGGUAGAUUUUGUUCCUCUGGAGUAUACUGACGAAGAUUUGAGAGCACUUGGAGACGUAUCACUUAUCAAGAAACACUUGGACCCAAGAAGCAACAUGAAGCGCAGCGAAUGGGUCAAUGACAUGGGAGAGACCCUUCAAGACUACGGAGUUGAUGUGGAUGAGGAAGAACAGGAAGAGUUGGUUGUCAACAGUGAGGUUAGUAGUACAGACGAGUCCAACGACAGGCAAUAA
Molecule: messenger RNA, 1248 nt
Organism: Candidozyma auris
Lineage: Eukaryota; Fungi; Ascomycota; Pichiomycetes; Serinales; Metschnikowiaceae
Product: palmitoyltransferase PFA4
Exons: 2
Coding region: 1-1248 (415 amino acids)
Molecular function (GO): palmitoyltransferase activity
Source: RefSeq, a predicted model, not a curated record